Acanthosepion pharaonis is the source of this 615-nucleotide messenger RNA. The record is from the annotation of a GenBank genome assembly. Lineage: Eukaryota; Metazoa; Mollusca; Cephalopoda; Sepiida; Sepiidae.
AUGUGUCUAUCUCAGUCCACUCAUAUCUAUCUAUCUAUCUAUCUAAGUCCACUCAUAUCUAUCUAUCUAUCUAAGUCCACUCAUAUCUAUCUAUCUAUCUAUCUAUCUAUCUAUCUAUCUCAGUCCACUCCUAUCUAUCUAUCUCAGUCCACUCCUAUCUAUCUAUCUAUCUAUCUCAGUCCACUCCUAUCUAUCUAUCUAUCUAUCUCAGUCCACUCCUAUCUAUCUAUCUAUCUCAGUCCACUCCUAUCUAUCUAUCUAUCUAUCUAUCUAGUCAGUCCAUCUAUCUAUCUAUCUCAGUCCACUCCUAUCUAUCUAUCUAUCUAUCUAUCUCAGUCCACUCCUAUCUAUCUAUCUAUCUCAGUCUACUCCUAUCUAUCUAUCUAUCUAUCAUCUAUCUAUCUCAGUCCACUCCUAUCUAUCUAUCUCAGUCCACUCCUAUCUAUCUAUCUCAGUCCACUCCUAUCUAUCUAUCUCAGUCCACUCCUAUCUAUCUAUCUAGCUAGCUAUCUAUCUCAGUCCAUUCAUUAUCUAUCUCAGUCCACUCAUAUCUAUCUAUCUAUCUAUCUAUCUAUCUAUCUAUCUCAGUCCACUCAUAUCUGUCUAUAUCUCUAA